AUGAACUAUAACGAGAAUAAUUUACCUGAAGCAAUAGGAGCGACGGCGGCAACACAAGAACGUCCUCAAGUUCAUCCAGCUCCCCAAAUGUUUGAUGCUUUCCAUCAAUCACCACACGGAGAAUUCAAACCCACCUUUUAUAAUCCUUUUGAAGUGAAACAUAGACGUCGAACUUCUCGUCAGCAAUUAAAAGUUCUCGAAAAGGCUUUCAAUGAAAAUCCGAAACCCCAUGCUGCUGUUCGUCAAGCGUUAGCUCAAAAGUUAAAUAUGACCCCUCGUGGUGUGCAGGUCUGGUUUCAAAACAGACGUGCCAAAGCAAAAAAACAAAAGAAUGUCGAAGACAAUCCUUCACCCGAGAAUAAUAUUUCUGUAUCUAGUCCUACAGACUCUUUAGAAACCUUCUUUUCUAACGCUGACUCGACGGCAACUGCCUCAACAGACCAUGUAUCUCAAGCUAAUAUUACUACUGAUCCAUCGAUGGAAAAUAUUAGUGAGCGAGCUAUUGCAGAAAGUAUUCCUAAUAGUCCUCAAGGCAAUAAAGCUUAUCAUUGUGGAUUUAGUACAAAUCAGUCGGAACCUUUCUAUGCUGAAGAACAAAAAUCCGUUGUUAGUGAAAUUCUUUCUCAUACGGACAAUGAUCAAGCUCCAAAGAGAUCUCGUCCGAAACCAAACAUUGACCCCCUUAAAACUACUUGGGAUACUCCAGAAGAAUACGAGCAUAUGGUUCAACAAAGACAAAUUCAUCAAUUUCUUCAAAAAACUACGAGUUCUCAGCAAGAUGAUAGUGAGUGGAUGCAUUCAAAUGUUUCUUCCGCUUCUACCGUGGCAUCUGAGUAUGUUUAUGAUCACAUGGAUAGUCUUAUCCCUCUUUCUACUCCACAAUCUGCCGUAACCAUCCCGGAUUAUUUCACCGAGUACACUUACAGCCCUACAGUUAGUUCCGUGAUUAGCGAAAAAGAUGCUAUUGACACCAACGAACCUUUGAAUCCGACUGCCUUCGCCAAUGUUCGUCGUAAUUCCUGUCCCGAGUUAAUGGCUUCAAUUUUAAACAUGAAGCUCGGAACUCCCGAAGAGAAGCGAUCUCUUUCAACCAUUAUUGAGGACGAAACACUUUAUAAUGAUGCGAACUUGCAUCAAUUUUUAGCCGUUCCUACUCAAGUGAAGCGCCGGUUUUCUGAACCUAUCAAUCGAUAUACCAUAUCCAAUGUUUCAGAAUUUCAUCCCGGACAUGGACAUUCAUUGGGAACGACCAUGACAUCCAACCAAGCAGCAUUUUCGUUCAGUUUAAAUUCAAUGCUAGGAAGCAACCAGCAACAUGACAACAAUGUUCAUUCUGCGCCAGAACUGCUUAGAGGACAUAGCUUAGAUUCGACCGUUUGGCCCACUUUGAAGGAACGUCAAAUGUGGAAUUAUGGUAUGGAUCUCAAGGCUGCCAAAUUACCAAUCGUUGAUACCUCUGAUUUAAAGGUUACCGAUGGUAGUGCUAUUGGUGUUGCACAUUGGAGUCCUUUAACCCCUUCAGAAAUUGAUGCUAAUUCUGUCAAUUCCAGUAUGACUAUGACCAUGACCGAUGAAAUGGGAUUCAUGCAUUUGUAUGGUAACUCGAAUGAUCAAGUGGUCAGAUAA
This is a messenger RNA of Funneliformis geosporum, 1626 nucleotides long. NCBI's taxonomy places the organism in Eukaryota, Fungi, Glomeromycota, Glomeromycetes, Glomerales, Glomeraceae. The record is from the annotation of a GenBank genome assembly.